AUGGCGCCACCCGUUGUUAACAAUGUGCUCGACGCUAUCGGCAAUACCCUUUGUGUACGUCUCAAGAAUGUCAUCCCCGAAGGAUGCGCAGAAGUAUAUCUCAAGCUCGAGUACUUCAACCCAACCGGGUCAUAUAAAGAUCGAAUGGCCAAGUCCAUCAUCGAAGAAGCUGAGAAGAGGGGCGGGCUCAGACCAGGCAUGACAGUGGUUGAAGCGAGCGGCGGUAGCACAGGUUCUUCACUGGCUCUUGUCUGUGCAGCUAAGGGAUACAACUGCCACAUUGUUACCUCAAAUGUCUUUGCUGUCGAGAAGCUUCGGACUAUGGGUGCUUUUGGGACACAUGUGGAAAUCAUACUUAGUCCGUCCGGCAAAAUCCACGCCGAUCUCAUUCCCUCUAUGAUCCGCCGGGUCAUCGAGCAUUCGCAAGAUCCUCAGAUGUAUUGGACUGAUCAGUUCAACAACCGAGACGCUUUCGAGGGAUACAAGGUCCUCGGUUCAGAGCUGGUUGACCAAUUCCCGAAUGGAGUGGAUGCUUUUUGCAGUGCUGUUGGAACUGCUGGUAUGGCAAUUGGAGUCUCUUCUGUACUGAAGGGUCAGUGGCCGGAAUGCCGAGUGGCCGUUCUCGAACCUGCAUCCUCUCCAUGCAUUUCCAGGGGAGAGGCCGGGACUCACCAUAUCGAGGGCAUUGGGAUCGGCAUUAUUCCGCCAUUGUUGGAUGAGAAACUGUAUGACCAUGCCUGGGCUAUUGAAGAGGAAGAAGCUAGGGCUAUGUGUCGACGACUUGCUAAGGAGGAAGGUCUAUUGCUGGGAACUUCGACGGGACUGAAUGUUGUUGGAGCUAUUCGGCUUGCGCAAGACCUGGGACCUGGCAAGAUUGUGGUUACAGUUGCAUGUGACACUGGGCUCAAGUACAUGAAUGGCCACUUGUUUACGGCUUCAUGA
This is a messenger RNA of Fusarium falciforme, 942 nucleotides long. RefSeq names its product PALP domain-containing protein. Gene Ontology annotation, biological process: L-cysteine biosynthetic process. The record is from RefSeq and is a predicted model, not a curated record. Gene Ontology annotation, cellular component: cytoplasm. The transcript has a single exon. Lineage: Eukaryota; Fungi; Ascomycota; Sordariomycetes; Hypocreales; Nectriaceae. Bases 1 to 942 code for a protein of 313 amino acids.